AAAUUUUUAGUGGUAUUUUUGAAUUGUCAAUGGUAAAGCCACACAAGUUGCAAAUGACAACAAAAAUAGGGAAUAUAAGAAAAAAUAAAAUAUAAGAAAGAAUAUAGUUUUUGUCUAUAAAAGACAAUAUUUGUCUUGCAAUUAAAUCCCCAUCGUAAUGGGUAAGCACAGAACAGCGCAACAGGAUGCAAUCUUCGUAGCAUUCAUGGAACGGCAUCCAAUCAUCUCGAAAAAUUAUCUUAAAGGCGACAAGCAAGUUGCGGAGGCAGCGUGGAAGAGAUUGUCAAAUGAGCUAAAUAGUGUUGGACCCCCUGUCAAGGAAGCCAGCGAAUGGAAACGGGUUUGGAAAGACUGGAAAAGUUGUAUUCGAAAAAAAAUUACUAAUAAUCGGCUAGAGGACCCUAAGGCUACUGGCAAAGGAUCGCUAUACCAAGAUACUCUCACUCCCCUGGAGGAUGCAGUUGCUGUAAUCUGCGAUUUAUACGAUAUGGCAGACACCAUCGCCGAAGCCUGCCCCAGGGCUCAAACUGAAAUAAGCCACGGAGUUUCUCUAAAAUGCAUAAAAACCGACCAAGACGAUUCCACGGUGACAGAUAAUCAAGAGUAUGAGGAUGAAGAUUGCUCCAUCAAUAUUAGACGUAUAGGUGUUCCAUUAGAGCAUAGCUUUAGCGCUAACACAUCACAGACUACUCCUAAAAAAAGAAAGCGUAUUAAAGAAAAUGCUUCAGAAAUGGAACAAGAACGUUCUGUUCCGGUUCUUUUGGAUAUAGCAAGGGAGCUUAGUGAUUUAAAUAGACGAUCCCGUUUAAACGCCCAGCGAACUAAAGCUAACACCGAGGCAUUAUUAGCACUGGGUACGCAGAUAGCGGAUUUAAUGCAGCAGCAGUUAAAGGAACGUAAGCGACUUAACGCCAUAAUGGAGAAAUUUGUAAUGAAAAUGGAAUCCACCGACUAGAGCCAACAUACAGAUUGAAGAUGAUCGAUUAAAAAUAAUUUAAAAAUCCGUUAUUUCAAUUCGGUAUUAGCUAAUUAUCUUUGGUAAUAUAAAAAUAAAAAACUAUUAAAGAAUAUCUACUCUAGCAAGGGAUAAUUGUAUUUAUAUUCGUAAACUAAAUUAUCAGCAUUAAAAUCAACCCAUGAAGCGUCCGCAUUUGGCUUGCACCGCGGGUUUAAAGUUAUAGAAUUAAACCAACUUAUUAAAUAAGAAUUUUCCUGUUUAGCCCCAAAGUCAAGACUGGGAUUCAACAAAAUGUAAAAUUUUAUAAAGUAAUUUAACAAGAUCUAAUAUCGUAAGACAGUGUUACUUAAUAUCGAAAAAGUCAAAUAUUGUUUUCGGUAUACCGGUAGUAAUUCGCAAAACAAAUAAAAAACGGACAAAAAUUAAAAAAUAAAGUGUGUGUGUACAAUAAAUAAAAUAAAUAAUAGUCCGAACAUUAUUUAAAUGUGUGGGCGUGGCAGUGUUAGGCGUUACCUUGGGUGUCGCCUAGCUUUUGUCGGCAUAUCGAUAGAAAUUUGCAAGUCAAUAAUACGAAAAAUAGAGCGCUUUUCCAACGAAAGUCGAGUUGACUGAGAUUCUGAUAGAAAAACAAAACCAUAUUUGGCCAGAAAACAUCCAAAAUCUUUUUUUUUCGAAUCGCACUUGCUUUAUAGCCUUUAUAAUACACAAGGGCUUAGACGCAAAAGGAAAUAUUUUUUAUAUAAAAAUAUCUAAUUUAUACCAACAUUUUUUUUAAUGUAAAACAAAAAAUAUUACUGCCUACAUAUGCAAAAGUUCUCACUGUACGUUUAAUUUGAUUAUUUUUAUGAUAUCUAAGUUUCUUUAAUAAAUACGUUUUCAAAAUGUCGUUUAAACAUUUUUGUUCAAUUUGUUUUAGAAAUUCUAAAAAAAAAACAGAAAAUAUUUGUACAUAAUUUAGUGGUAAAUCUUCACAAAACUUGAUAUCGGAAAAUGUUUAAGAUUAAAAGGCUUCCUUUGUUUUUGUUUAAUAACAUUGUCAUCAAUUAAAGUGCAGGAAAGAUUUCCAGAAAGAUAACGGAUAAAACAAAGGGAAACAAUUAAAAAUAGUACUUUCACUUACCUUUGUUUAAUGAUUAAAUAACAUUCCUAUAAAUACUGUCACCAAAAUAUAUACAAAACGAGCGCCCGUUACAUGUAUUCAAUGCUUUUACACCGAAAGAACCGAGAACUGAACGCACAAACUAUAACUCCAGCCCGGAAUCAAAGAACUUUAAAACACAGUUCAUCAAGAUUAGGUAUUCAUCACCAAAAAAAAUUCUCACACGACGCGUGCAUAUCUCGCGCUUGCACUUUUUUCAAGAAACGUCGUUUAAACAUUUUUGUUCAAUUUGUUUUAGAAAUUCUAAAAAAAAAAACAGAAAAUAUUUGUACAUAAUUUAGUGGUAAAUCUUCACAAAACUUGAUAUCGGAAAAUGUUUAAGAUUAAAAGGCUUCCUUUGUUUUUGUUUAAUAACAUUGUCAUCAAUUAAAGUGCAGGAAAGAUUUCCAGAAAGAUAACGGAUAAAACAAAGGGAAACAAUUAAAAAUAGUAUUUUUUUUUGACGUUUCUGGUGAAAGUACGGGAGACAGAAUGAUGAUUUCUGCCCCGCAUCCACGCAUUUAUUUGCCUGUGAUUACACAGAGUGCAAUAUCUAGGUACAAUUAUUUUCGAUUUUGAAUUUGUACAUUGUUGGGGAUGAGUGUUAGGGUUGGACAGGUGUGGUAGAUAUACAUGAUUUGGUAUUUUCUUAAUUAUAAACAUUGCGUGGAUGGUAACAUUAACAUAUGAUUUUUGUUUGUUUACAUUUUUAAGAGUUUCAGGCAAUUUGCAUGAGUCAAUUUAUUUGAGUUUAAAAUUGGUUUUAUUUAUAUUUUCAGGUACCCCCGCCAGAAGGACGGAAGCACCGAGCCUCAGGAAUCUUUGCCGGUGGGGAAUGGGAGCUGCUUGUCCCAGUUAUUUGCAGUCGCAGGCUGCGCGCAACUUUUGAAUUUGAGUUGGGCCAGCGUUUCUGUUCGGAUCCCGCGCCGCCGUCAAUUUAGGUUUUAAUUUGCAAGAGGCUGCCAACCCGCCCAUGGGUCUCAUUGCCAGCCUUCAAAUGGUCCAAAUCGCAGUGGAUUCCCGCGCCGCCGUCUAAUUCCAAGGUCCAGGGAGUUGCUGCAUUUCAGCUGGAGUUCUUCAGUGCGUAGUGGAUUCCCGCGUCGCCGUCUUAUUCCAGGGUCCAGGGAGUUGCUUCACUUCGGUUGGAGUUCAUCGUGUGUCGGCGAGAGCGUCGUCAUUGCUUUGGAGUCACCAGGGUCGUCGCUUCUGUGGGUCGUCUCGCCAGGGAAAGGAGGCAUCUUGUGGACGCCGGGCCAAGAUGCUUUGCUUAGGGCCGACGCUCGUAAGUGUCCAUGGAAUUGGAUGCAGAAAAUUGGAUUAGAUAAGUAUAUCUAUGUGUUUAGUUUUGUUUUGUCUGAUUUUUGUUUUGUCUUUUCUUUUGCAGGUCCAAUUCGUCCAGGAUUUUUCAUUUUUGUCCGGUGGGAUUUGGGAAGGAAUGCAUUGCCUUGGAUUUAUAAAGAGCAUCGUCGGAGGGAUAUUGUCAGUAUGUCGUUGCUACCAAGAAAAGGUGGAAUUUAAGGGUCAAGAUUUUGACCUUUUGUCGGGUCAACAGCGCCGCACUUGGAAUUCGUAAGGACGAGAGGGCUUCCCAACUUGGAAACGGCAUCAAAACAUUUUAGGUUUUUAAUGUUUUAGGUGCCGAAAUCGUCGUUUUUCAUUUCGCCGAGUCGGGAAAUGGGAUUUUGUCUGUUAACCGUUGCUGCCAGGAAAAAGUCGAAUUCAAGGGUCGCGAGAUUGACCUUUUGCCGGGUCAGCAGCGGCGCACCUAGGGUUCAGAAGGACGAGGGUGAACCCCAACAUGGAGACGGCAUCCAAACAUUAUAGGAUUUUAAUGUUUAAGGUGCCCAAAGCUUCGUUUUUCGUUGCGCCUAGUAGGGAAGUAGUAGGUUGCGUAGUUUUAUGCUUUUAUUAAUAUGUUUUCCUUUUUCAGGGAUAUUGUCAGUGUUAUCGUUGCUACCAGAAAAAGUCGAAAUUCAAGGGUCACGAUUUUGACCUUUUGCCGGGUCGGCAGCGCCGCACCGAGGGUCAAUAAAAUCGAGGGGGCUUCCUGGAAUAGGGACGGCAUCAAAACAUUGUGGAUUUUUAUAUAUAUAAUUAUAUAAUGCUCUGUUUUAUGUUUUGAUUAAAGUAUUUCAAUCUUUAACGGA
This is a messenger RNA of Drosophila yakuba, 4243 nucleotides long. RefSeq lists its product as uncharacterized. Bases 158 to 955 code for a protein of 265 amino acids. The transcript is spliced from 7 exons. NCBI's taxonomy places the organism in Eukaryota, Metazoa, Arthropoda, Insecta, Diptera, Drosophilidae. Gene Ontology annotation, cellular component: nucleus. The record is from RefSeq and is a predicted model, not a curated record.